GAGGGAGGGGGAGGAGAAGAGGCUGCUGAGGGGCGGGGCUGCAAGGAGGGGGCGGAGUCCUAGAUUAGCGCAGGAGACCCGCCCCCACUUCUCUCUGCUCCCACUGCCUGGAUUUCCGCUUCCCUCCGCGUGUCCCGCUUCGCCCGGCGAGGAUCGGCGCUGGAUCCCUCGAGAGAGCUUUCUGGAUUACGCUCGCAUCAGGAGACCAGUGAACUCCAGAAAGGAGAAAGGGGCGUUCUUGGAUCAGAAGCCACAACAUUUUGAUCAAGAUCCAUUCUUGAAAAUUUGGAAAUCUUGGCCUGGUUGGAGAAGCAGCUUCCUGCACAAAGGGCCAAUCAAUUAAGGAGAAAUCAAACUGGUCAGCGGUGAGGGUCAUCCCUGACCUUGACUCAGAAAGCUAACAGAGACCUCUUAGCUGUAACUUUAAAGCGGAUAAAAGAUUGCGACCAGAUUGACCUGCAAGUCAACCUGUCAACAGAUAGUAGAAAAUCAAAGCAAGGCAGCAGCCAAGAGGAAGCAUGGAGCCUGGGAAGCUCUUGGAUCCCCCUUCAGACACAAGCAGCACUCCACAAAAUGACCAAAAACCCCAUGAAUGCUCAGAGUGUGGGAAAUCCUUUACUCUCCAGUCCCUCCUUUUGACCCACAGGAAGGUCCAUGUGGGAAGUGGAUCCAGUGAAUGUACGGAGGGCGAGAAAUCCUCUGGAAAAGACUUCAAAGGUCUCAGAAGCUCCUCCAGACUGAAGACCUAUAAAUGUGAGGAAUGUGAUUUAUGCUUUGGUCGAAAGUCAUACCUUCUUACACAUCAGAAAAUCCACACUGGAGAGAAACUGUAUCAAUGUCUGGAAUGUGGGAAAUUUUUCCGUAGAAAAGCCCAUCUCAUAAACCACGAGAUAAUUCACACAGGGGAGAAACCGUAUAAAUGUUGGGAAUGUGGGAAGAGCUUUUCUCAGAAGUCAGGUCUUGGGCUCCAUGAGAAGAUCCAUGCAGGAAUCAAACCUUACAAAUGCUUUGAGUGUGGAAAAUGUUUCACUGACAGCUCAACUCUUCGGAAACAUCAGAAAACACACACAGGGGAGAAAAACGAAAAGUGCCCAGAAUGUGGGAAAUGUUUUACCUUGAAAUCAAACUUGCUGCAACAUCAGAGGCUCCACACCGGAGAGAGACCCUAUGAAUGCCCAGAAUGUGAGAUCCGAUUUAUGUAUUCUGGGGACCUUCAGAGACACCAGAAGUGGCACAAAGGGGACCUACCCCAUAAAUGUGGGGAGUGUGGGAAAAGUUUUCUUUCACCAUCCCAUGUUCAGGUUCAUCAGAGAAUCCACACAGGGGAGAAACCCUACAAAUGCGGGGAAUGUGGGAACUGCUUCUCCCGAAAAGCAACCCUCAAAAGGCAUCAGCGUCACCACACGGGAGAAAAGCCAUUCAGUUGCGUAGAAUGUGGAAAAUCUUUUGCUUCUCGUGGAGGACUUCGGAGACAUCAUAAAACUCACACAGGAGAGAAGCCAUUCAGCUGCGUAGAAUGUGGGAAAUUUUUCCGUAGAAAAGCCCAUCUCAUAAACCACGAGAGAAUUCACACAGGGGAGAAACCGUAUAAAUGUUGGGAAUGUGGGAAGAGCUUUUCUCGGAACUCAAGUCUUGGGCUCCAUGAGAAGAUCCAUGCAGGAAUCAAACCUUACAAGUGCUUUGAGUGUGGAAAAUGUUUCACUGACAGCUCAACUCUUCGGAAACAUCAGAAAACACACACAGGGGAGAAAAACGAAAAGUGCCCAGAAUGUGGGAAAUGUUUUACCUUGAAAUCAAACUUGCUGCAACAUCAGAGGCUCCACACCGGAGAGAGACCCUAUGAAUGCCCAGAAUGUGAGAUCCGAUUUAUGUAUUCUGGGGACCUUCAGAGACACCAGAAGUGGCACAAAGGGGACCUACCCCAUAAAUGUGGGGAAUGUGGGAAAAGUUUUCUUUCACCAUCCCAUGUUCAGAUUCAUCAGAGAAUCCACACAGGGGAGAAACCCUACAAAUGCGGGGAAUGUGGGAACUGCUUCUCCCGAAAAGCAACCCUCAAAAGGCAUCAGCGUCGCCACACGGGAGAAAAGCCAUUCAGUUGCGUAGAAUGUGGAAAAUCUUUUGCUUCUCGUGGAGGACUUCGGAGACAUCAUAAAACUCACACAGGAGAGAAGCCAUUCAGCUGCGUAGAAUGUGGGAAAUCGUUUGCUUAUAAGGAAGUACUUUGGACACAUUAUAAAACCCACACAGGGGAGAAGCCACAUCAAUGCUACGAAUGUGGAAGAUUUUAUGGUACCUCAUCAGCCCUUAGAGCUCAUGUGAAAAUUCACACAGGGGAAAAAAAUUACAAAUGCUUAGACUGUGGGAAAACAUUUGCUCAUUCAGGUAACCUUAGAAAUCACAGCCGAAUCCAUACAGGAGAGAAACCCCACAAAUGCUCAGAGUGCGAUAAAUGUUUUUUUCGGAAAGAUUCUCUUGUGAACCAUCAGCGAAUCCACACUGGAGAGAAACCCUAUAAAUGUUUGGAGUGUGGGAAAUGUUUUUUCAAUCCUUCAACACUUCGCGUUCACACCCGAAGUCACACAGGAAAGUAGCCUCACAAGUGCACAGAGUGUGAGAAACCUUUUCAUAGAAAAUCAAAACUAAAAAGGCAUCAAAAAGUCCUUAGCAGAGAUAAAAAACAUCACAGAAUAGACAAUGAGGCAAAAGGGUGUAAAUGUUGGGAGUGUGAGAAUAUGUUACUCGCAAAGCCGCAUUAUAAACUUACCAGAGUGAUUAUACAAAAGAGUUAUAAGUAUGUGGGGAGUUGAUAAAAUGUUUCGCAGAGUACAGGACGUCCUUGACCUAUGACCACAACUUGGAAUGGAUUUCCGCCUGUCGUAAGUCCCUUCAGUCGUAAGUCAAGGAACCAGGUAUUUCUCUUAAUUUUUACUAGCCUUUGUUGAUCAAUGAGAAGUGAAAAUUUAAAGAGGAGAAAAGGGUGAAGAGUGGAAUGAAUCUGGUUGUUUAUUCAGUGAUAAAGUUUUAUUGUUGAAUCUGCUGGCUGAGGAUGAAGAGGGAAAGUUUCUUUUUCCUUUUAUAUUUUUGGAAGAAAUUUUUUUCAUUGUCUUUUUCAUAUAUUCAUACACAAAUACUUCUACUAACUUUCUGUGUAUAUAAUGCUGAAUAAAGGUAUUUUUUAAAAUAAUCCAGAGGGCCUUUUUCAGGAGAUGGACUGGGUGGCUCAAAACAGACAAGACGGCAGUAGGGGUGAAAUCCAGCAGGUUCUGACAGGUUCUGGAGAACCGGUAGCAGAAAUUUUGAGCAGUUCCGAGAACCAGCAAAUACCACCUCUGGCUGGUCCCAGAGUGGGGUGGGAAUGCACAUUUUGCAAUAUCCUUCCCCCAGGAAUGAGGUGUGCCACGCCCACAAGCCAUGCCCACCAAGCCACUCCAUGCCCACAGAACCGGUAGUAAAAAAAUUUGGAUUUCACCACUGGAUGGCAGUCAGAUUUUGCCAUCUGUGCAGCCAAAGUGGGUUGAGGAAGUGGCUCUCGGACCUCCACUGGAUCAGGGGAUGGGCUACGGGAAGGAGGAAGAGGCGGAGGAAGGCCAUCAGGGAGUCCAGGAUCCAUGGUUCCCAGCAGCUGCUAGAGGAUGGAGCCACGGUUUUCAGAGGAGGGGCGGGAAACCUGUUGCAAGAGGCUACCGGAGAUGCCCCCUAGAGGAGAGAUGGGGAACUGUCAGUCCCAGCAGGACUCACCCUCGGUGGGGGGCCUGGAGGGGGGAGGAAAAUGAGGCAAAGGGGAGCUUCUUCCUGAUGGGCCUCCUCCAUCUUCCCAGGGUGGAAGAAGGCAGGCAGACACUCAACUGGUCCAUCCGUCCCCCUAAAGCUCUGGAGGGUACCUUGGAUCCUGGUGGGGCCUCUUUGCCCCCCAAAGUGGCAGGAAAUACGAGAGAAAGGAAGAGACCCCCAGGAACUCUCUGGGCUGCAAGGAACGUAAUAUCCAUGCUUCUCUAGCCCUCUUCCUUUGGAGGGGGGAUCUGGGGAGGGGAUCACAAUAAGGAUUCCUACACCCAUAAUCCUCUGCAAAAUACUGACUCCACUGAGACCUCUGGAGACCCCAACAGACAAGAAAAAUAAAGUGUGCGUUUGGUGUGUUGGGAAUAUUUUUCUGGAAUGUCUACCUGGGUCUGGAGGUAAAAAUGCCCUCCAGAAACCCUCCAGGUGCUCAGAGGGCUGGAGAUUCUUCCUGGGUGAGAAACCACAUCCACGCUUGGCGUGUGGAAAAUCUGUUCCUUGAAAUGAGACAAUUGUUGUCCUGCAUUUGUGAAUCCCCUCAGAGAAGGCCCCUAGAAAUCUUUCUGGCAUAGAAAAGGUUUUAUCCUGAAAUCUUUUCAAAAAAACCCCACAAAAGCAGGUCAUAAUUGUGGUACAAUGAGAAAAAAGCUCCCUGGCCUAUUGAUAUUAAAGAAAGCUUGUCAUCAAAAGACUGGAAGAAUUGGAUUGAUUAUAUUCAAAAUAGAUAUCAGAUUAAGAAAUUUCAGAUUGCCUUUGAAUGAAGGACGUUGUUUUUGAUUUUAAUGGAAGAAGUCAGGUUAUGUGAGAGAGAAGGAUUAGAUUUUAAAAAUUUAAUGUAUGACUGUUUGUUUAUUGAACUAUACCUUGUGUUUGC
This is a messenger RNA of Ahaetulla prasina, 4651 nucleotides long. RefSeq names its product zinc finger protein 260-like. NCBI's taxonomy places the organism in Eukaryota, Metazoa, Chordata, Lepidosauria, Squamata, Colubridae. The coding region runs from base 519 to 2591 and encodes 690 amino acids. The transcript has 3 exons. Gene Ontology annotation, cellular component: nucleus. The record is from RefSeq and is a predicted model, not a curated record. Gene Ontology annotation, molecular function: RNA polymerase II transcription regulatory region sequence-specific DNA binding; DNA-binding transcription factor activity, RNA polymerase II-specific. Gene Ontology annotation, biological process: regulation of transcription by RNA polymerase II.